AUGGCCGGAUGUCCAAAAAUCAAGUCCGUAGCGGUAAUCGGUGCUGGAGCGUCUGGCGCCAUUACAGCGGCAGCCCUUAAAGCUGAACAAUCCUUUGACCGGAUACGGAUUUUUGAGAGACGAGAAUCACCCGGAGGCAUGUGGUUGUUCGAUGCCGGUGUCAGACCUAGUCUUGUAGUUCCGCCAGGAACGAUAGCUCCAGUUGUCGACAUUCCGUUAGAGGCUCCAAAAAUCCUACCUUGCGUAACCCCAACAAACAGACAAGAGCGUUUCUCACGGACGCCAAUAUAUAGCUCGUUAAUGACCAAUACCCCAAGCGUCGUCAUGUGCUUCUCUGAUGUUGCCUUCCCACGUGGUCCUUUUGUCCCUCACCAUGUCGCCCGUCAAUAUGUAGAGAGCUACUUUUCAAUUCACCAGACGGAUUCUCUUCUUGUACUCAAUACUACAGUUGAGGACCUUUCUCAAGUUGCAUCUCCAUCAUGUAAGGGGGGCAAAGAGUGGAAGCUAGUAUUAAGAAAGCACGAACCCGUCCAAGAUGUUGAUAUCUGGUGGGAAGAAAACUUCGAUGCUGUAGUCAUUGCAACCGGGCAUUACUCGAUCCCCAAUAUACCACACGUUAAGGGAUUGAACGAGUAUAUUGAAAAGUUUCCUGGUCGGAUAGUGCAUGCUAAAACAUACCGAAAACCUCACAUUUUUACUUCCCAGCGUGUCGUGGUUGUCGGCAGCGGGAUAUCAGCGAUUGAAAUAGCCAAGGACCUGGUUCCAGUGGCCCAGCUUCCAGUUUACAUGUCCAGGCGAUCAGCACCUAAGGCUCUUAUUCCUAUAGAAGGAGUUGAAAAGCGGCCCAUGAUAUCAGAGUAUCUACUAAAUGGCAGAAUCUUAUUUGACAACGGCGAGUACUUGGAUGAUGUAGAUGCAGUUAUCUACUGCACUGGCUACCAGCCUUCAUACCCUUUUUGGAACGUUAAAGCCAAUGGGCGUCCAUUGUGGGACUAUGAAAGGGACAAACUUAUUAAUAGUUAUCUACAUACAUUCUUUCAAGACUUCCCUAAUCUAGGUAUUGUCGGCAUUCAGCGUGCCAUCACUUUUCGGAGCUUUGAAUACCAGGCGGUUGCUUUGGCCCGCUCCUUUGCUGGCCGUAACGCAGUGGAUCUCCCAACAGUUGAUGAACAAGUGGAAUGGGAGAGAAAGGCAGAUGAAGAGAGCAGAGCUAACAACCGAACCUUCCAUGCGCUUGGGGUUGAGGACGGUGGAUUGCGCCUGUGGAUGGAAAUGCUCUACAAAUUUGCCGGCCAAUGCACCCUAUCGGGUAAGGGGAGGAAUCCUCCAGUGUUUGGAGAGAAGGAACAGGAAGUUGUUAUGAAGCAGAAGAGGGCUGAACUUCUCUCUGAGAGGAGAAUUCUUCUGGGCCAACCUGACGAUGGAUGGAUCCAGGUCGGGGAGACGAAGUACAAGUUGCUUGGAUUCGUCUGA
Molecule: messenger RNA, 1473 nt
Organism: Pseudogymnoascus verrucosus
Lineage: Eukaryota; Fungi; Ascomycota; Leotiomycetes; Thelebolales; Thelebolaceae
Exons: 5
Coding region: 1-1473 (490 amino acids)
Molecular function (GO): NADP binding; N,N-dimethylaniline monooxygenase activity; flavin adenine dinucleotide binding
Source: RefSeq, a predicted model, not a curated record